Molecule: messenger RNA, 1662 nt
Organism: Ornithorhynchus anatinus (platypus)
Lineage: Eukaryota; Metazoa; Chordata; Mammalia; Monotremata; Ornithorhynchidae
Gene: ROGDI
Product: rogdi atypical leucine zipper
Exons: 11
Coding region: 29-895 (288 amino acids)
Cellular component (GO): RAVE complex
Source: RefSeq, a predicted model, not a curated record
GAUUGACGGAGGGGGGACGGAGGGGGCCAUGGCGGCCACGGCCAUGGCGGCCACGGCGGCCGAGCGAGCCGUGCUGGAGCAGGAGUUCCGCUGGCUGCUGCAGGACGAGGUGCACGCCGUGCUGCGCCAGCUGCAGGACAUCCUCCAGGAGGCCUCGCACCGGUUCACUCUGCCUGGGGCCGGCGCGGAAGGACCGGUCAAGCAGGAGAACUUCAUUUUGGGCAGCUGCGCCACUGACCAAGUGAAAGGAGUUCUCACUCUGCAAGGGGACGCUCUGAGCCAGGCGGAUGUGAAUUUGAAGAUGCCUAGGAGCAAUCAGCUGCAGCACUUUACGUUCCGAGAAGACAAGCAGUGGAAGUUGCAGCAGAUCCAGGAUGCCAGAAACCACGUGAGCCAAGCCAUUUACCUCUUGGCCAACCGGGAUCACUGCUACCAAUUCAGAACCGGAGCUGAGGUCCUCAAGCUGAUGGAUGCUGUGAUGCUGCAGCUCACCAGAGCCCGCAAUCGGCUUACCACCCCGGCCACCCUGACCCUUCCGGAGAUCGCCUCCAGUGGCCUGACGAGGAUGUUUGCGCCAGCCCUGCCUGCAGACUUGUUGGUGAACUUCUACAUCAACCUCAAUAAGCUGUGUCUGACCGUCUAUCAGCUCCACGCCCUGCAGCCCAACUCCACCAAGAACUUCCGUCCCGCAGGAGGGGCCGUGCUGCACAACCCCGGGGCCAUGUUCGAGUGGGGCGGGCAGCGGCUGGAGGUGAGCCACGUGCACAAGGCGGAGUGUGUGGUGCCCUGGCUCAACGACGCCCUUGUCUUCUUCACCGUCUCCCUGCAGCUGUGCCAGCAGCUCAAGGACAAGAUCUCUGUCUUCUCCAGCUACUGGAGCUACCGGCCCUUCUGACCCUUCAAGCCUCUGAUUCCACUCUGACCUCUCUGAGCCGUCCCCAAGAGGCCCCCCAUCCCCCUUUCCCAACAGCUCCCCCCAAUCCCCACCGGCUCACAGACCAGCUCUGCCCACCCCAGGGGAAAGUGAGUUUGUGGAGGUGGGGGGAGCGGGGCAAGGAGGCAGCGGAGCAGGGCAGAGGCCAGGUACAAUUAUUUAUUUCUUCCUAUUCUCGAGGCGUGCGGUGGGGAUGGGGGACACCGGGGAAGCAGGUCUGCACCCGUGACGGCUUCCGAUGCCAGGGAUGGAGCCCCGAGGCCGGUGGUGGCGGGCUCAGUCGGGGGCUGGCGCUGGGGCUUCCCGGGAGGGGCCCUGAACCCAACCUCCACUCUCUGGGAUCUCCAGGGCCGCGUAGGUUGCCUAUCCCCAGCUCGGGACUGUGGAUGUCGAAGGUCUGGGGCCCCUUUUGUCUCCCCCCCACCCCCCAAGGUGUGCAUAUGCACUGUUCACCUUUGGUAGACACCCUAAGGAGGGAUUGGGACUCAUAUCUCUACUUCCUCUUCCUCUUCCUCUUGUCCCCUCUCACCCCCGAGCCUCUGCCACAGCCCCAAGGUGUGGUGGGCCCAGCCCAGGGGCCAAGACCCCCCAGCUGGGGUGGGCCCGGGCCCUGGGCCCAGCGGGCAGGUAAAGCAGCUGGAAGGUGGGGCCAGCGGAGGGGCCCGGAGAGACCCGCUCCUUCUCUUAUCCAGUCAAGAUUCUGUUGGGAAAUAAAGACCCUACACCCA